Messenger RNA from Clonostachys solani, 420 nucleotides. NCBI's taxonomy places the organism in Eukaryota, Fungi, Ascomycota, Sordariomycetes, Hypocreales, Bionectriaceae. The record is from the annotation of a GenBank genome assembly.
AUGGCCUCCGCCGAUUCCCUGUCCAACUCUAGCUCACUCGCUGACUGGUUUGAUGGGCUGUCCCACAACAUCUUCUUCCAACCGGAUGAUGCGCUGGCUUCAAAGACAUUCGAAGAGCGUGUUGCUGACGACGCGGUUAUCAGGAUCAAUCACGACCAGCUCGGAAAAGCCAAGUAUUGGGAGAUUAUCAAAGCUGCCCGAGCCGCCAGCCACAUGGCAGCCCAGUCAAGCAAGGAGAUCCAUACUUGGAACGCUCCGGAUGGGCUGGGCGGAGGUUGCGUCGCGCAGCUUGGUUAUUUCACCACGACCAAGAAGGAGGGCGGGACUGAGGCUGUUGGAUCGUCCCUUACUCUGACCAAUGUUCAUGUGCGAGAUGGGAAGAGAGUCUUGGUGGAGCUUACAGAGGUGAUGAACGGAUGA